AUUCCAUUCCACGUGUUGCUUGUCGGAGGCGCCACAGGUUCCCCACCUGCGCCGGGGCGCUCCGACAGCGGCGCCUCAGCCGGCGGGCUCCGGGUGGACCCCCUGCCUGCGCGUUCGGGGCUGGCCGAGCAAUUCCCGAGGCGCUCAGACUCACCCCCCCGCUAACUCCGCCUAUUCCCUCCCGGCGGCUCCCCGUACUCCCCCCCCCCACCGGUCCUCCGCCCGGCUCCUGCCCGCCCCUUUCCCCUGGUGGUAGGAAACACUCCCGCGUCUAACUCGACGUGUCCGGAAAGCCCUGGCCAGUUUCCCUUUCGUUCUGCGGCCGCGGCUGCUGGCCCCGGGGCUCCCGCGGACCCGCGGGUGCAGGCGCUGCGGGUGAAGCGCGUGGGGACCGCGAGCAGAGCGGCGGGCCCCCCUGAUCACCAUGCUGGACCCGUCUUCCAGCGAAGAGGAGUCGGACGAGGGGCUGGAAGAGGAGAGCCGCGAUGUGCUGGUGGCGGCCGGCGGCUCGCAGCGAGCGGCGCCGGCCCCGGCUCGGGAAGGGCGGCGGGACGCGCCGGGGCGCGCGGGCGGUGGCGGCAGCGCGGCCAGACCCGUGAGCCCGAGCCCCUCGGCGCUCAGCGAGGGGCGAGACGAGCCCGAACGGCAGCUGGACGAGGAGCAGGAGCGGAGGAUCAGCUUGCAGCUCUACGUGUUCGUGGUGAGGUGCAUCGCGUACCCCUUUAACGCCAAGCAGCCCACCGACAUGGCCCGGAGGCAGCAGAAGCUUAACAAACAACAAUUGCAGUUACUGAAAGAACGGUUCCAGGCCUUCCUCAAUGGAGAAACCCAAAUUGUAGCAGAUGAAGCAUUUUGCAAUGCUGUUCGGAGUUAUUAUGAGGUUUUUCUAAAGAGUGACCGAGUGGCCAGAAUGGUGCAGAGUGGAGGCUGUUCUGCUAAUGAUUUCAGGGAGGUAUUUAAGAAAAACAUAGAAAAACGUGUGCGGAGUUUACCAGAAAUAGAUGGCUUGAGCAAAGAGACGGUGUUGAGCUCAUGGAUAGCCAAAUAUGAUGCCAUUUAUAGGGGCGAAGAGGACCUGUGCAAACAGCCAAAUAGAAUGGCACUAAGUGCUGUGUCUGAACUUAUUCUGAGCAAGGAACAACUCUAUGAAAUGUUUCAGCAGAUUUUGGGUAUUAAAAAACUAGAACACCAGCUGCUUUAUAAUGCAUGUCAGCUGGAUAAUGCAGAUGAACAAGCAGCCCAGAUCAGAAGGGAACUUGAUGGUCGGCUGCAAUUGGCAGAGAAAAUGGCAAAGGAAAGAAAAUUCCCAAAAUUUAUAACAAAAGAAAUGGAGACUAUGUAUAUAGAAGAGCUGCGGUCUUCGGUGAAUCUGCUAAUGGCCAAUUUGGAAAGCCUUCCAGUUUCAAAAGGUGGCCCAGAAUUUAAAUUACAAAAAUUAAAACGGUCGCAGAAUUCUGCAUUUUUGGACAUAGGAGAUGAGAAUGAGAUUCAGUUGUCAAAGUCCGACGUGGUGCUGUCAUUCACCUUAGAGAUUGUCAUAAUGGAAGUGCAAGGUUUGAAGUCAGUCGCUCCCAAUCGAAUUGUUUACUGUACAAUGGAAGUGGAAGGAGAAAAACUGCAGACAGACCAGGCCGAAGCCUCAAGGCCGCAAUGGGGAACUCAAGGAGAUUUCACCACCACCCAUCCUCGGCCUGUGGUCAAAGUGAAACUCUUCACAGAAAGCACUGGGGUCCUGGCCCUGGAAGAUAAAGAACUGGGAAGGGUGAUAUUAUACCCAACUUCUAAUAGCUCCAAGUCAGCUGAAUUCCACCGAAUGAUAGUUCCAAAAAAUAGCCAGGACACUGAUUUAAAAAUCAAACUGGCAGUGCGAAUGGAUAAACCAGCACAUAUGAAGCAUAGCGGAUAUCUGUAUGCCGUUGGACAGAAGGUUUGGAAAAGGUGGAAAAAACGUUACUUUGUUCUUGUUCAGGUCAGCCAAUACACCUUUGCUAUGUGCAGUUACAGAGAAAAAAAGUCUGAACCACAAGAAUUAAUGCAGCUUGAAGGAUACACGGUGGAUUAUACAGAUCCCCACCCAGGUCUUCAAGGUGGUAAUAUGUUCUUUAAUGCUGUUAAAGAAGGAGAUACUGUAAUAUUUGCCAGUGAUGAUGAACAGGACAGAAUAUUAUGGGUUCAAGCCAUGUACAGAGCCACAGGUCAAUCAUAUAAACCAGUUCCUGCCAUUCAAACCCAGAAGCUGAAUCCUAAAGGAGGAACUCUCCAUACAGAUGCUCAGCUUUCUGGUAAAGAUGCAGAUCGUUUUCAGAAGCAUGGUAUGGAUGAGUUUAUUUCUGCUAAUCCCUGCAAGCUUGACCACGCCUUUCUUUUUAGACUACUCCAGAGGCAGACUUUGGAUCACAGACUAAAUGAUUCCUAUUCUUGCUUGGGUUGGUUUAGCCCUGGCCAAGUCUUUGUGUUAGAUGAGUACUGUGCCCGUUAUGGUGUGAGAGGCUGUCACAGACAUCUCUGCUACCUUACAGAACUGAUGGAACAUUCAGAAAAUGGUGCUGUCAUUGACCCUACCCUGCUCCAUUACAGCUUUGCAUUCUGCGCCUCUCAUGUGCAUGGCAACAGGCCUGAUGGAAUCGGGACUGUUUCGGUGGAAGAAAAGGAGAGAUUUGAGGAAAUAAAAGAGAGACUCUCUUCCCUUUUAGAAAAUCAGAUAAGCCAUUUCAGGUACUGUUUUCCCUUUGGACGACCUGAAGGUGCUCUAAAAGCUACACUUUCAUUACUGGAAAGGGUUUUAAUGAAAGAUAUUGCCACUCCCAUACCGGCAGAAGAGGUGAAGAAAGUGGUCAGAAAAUGUCUCGAGAAAGCUGCCUUGAUCAAUUACACUAGACUCACAGAAUAUGCCAAAAUAGAAGGACCAGCAGAAAAGGAAACAGAGACCAUGAACCAGGCAACUCCUGCCAGAAAGCUGGAAGAGGUUCUUCAUCUAGCAGAGCUCUGCAUAGAAGUCUUACAGCAGAAUGAAGAGCAUCACGCAGAGGCAUUUGCCUGGUGGCCUGACUUGUUGGCUGAACAUGCAGAGAAGUUUUGGGCUCUAUUCACAGUGGAUAUGGAUACGGCACUGGAGGCUCAACCACAAGACUCUUGGGAUAGUUUUCCUCUUUUCCAACUGCUUAAUAAUUUCCUCAGAAAUGACACACUUUUGUGUAAUGGAAAAUUUCACAAACAUUUGCAAGAAAUCUUUGUGCCUUUGGUUGUCCGCUACGUCGAUCUCAUGGAGUCCUCCAUCGCCCAGUCAAUUCACAGAGGUUUUGAGCAAGAGACAUGGCAGCCUGUCAAGAAUAUCGCCAACAGUCUUCCCAAUGUAGCUCUUCCAAAAGUUCCAAGUCUGCCUCUUAAUCUUCCACAGAUUCCUAACAUUUCUACUCCUUCAUGGAUGGCUUCUUUAUAUGAGUCCACGAAUGGCUCAGCAACAUCAGAAGACCUGUUCUGGAAACUGGAUGCGCUGCAAAUGUUUGUCUUUGAUCUACACUGGCCAGAACAAGAAUUUGCCCACCACUUAGAACAAAGACUUAAACUAAUGGCCAGUGAUAUGAUAGAGGCCUGUGUCAAAAGAACAAGAAGUGCAUUUGAACUCAAGCUGCAAAAGGCAAGCAAAACAACUGACUUGCGCAUCCCAGCUUCCGUGUGUACUAUGUUUAACGUAUUAGUAGAUGCCAAAAAACAAAGCACCAAACUCUGUGCCCUGGAUGGAGGACAAGAGCAACAGUACCAUUCAAAAAUAGACGAUCUAAUCGACAACACUGUAAAAGAAAUCAUUUCACUGCUGGUUUCCAAGUUUGUUUCAGUGUUGGAAGGGGUGUUGUCUAAGCUGUCGCGGUAUGAUGAAGGCACUUUCUUUUCAUCUAUUCUGUCAUUCACUGUGAAAGCAGCUGCAAAAUAUGUUGAUGUUCCGAAACCAGGAAUGGAUCUGGCAGACACCUAUAUUAUGUUUGUUCGACAAAACCAAGACAUUCUUCGAGAAAAGGUCAAUGAGGAAAUGUAUAUAGAAAAGUUGUUUGAUCAAUGGUACAGCAGUUCCAUGAAAGUCAUUUGCGUAUGGUUGACUGAUAGACUAGAUCUUCAGCUUCAUAUUUACCAACUGAAGACUCUCAUCAAGAUUGUGAAGAAAACCUACAGGGACUUCCGAUUGCAGGGUGUAUUGGAAGGAACACUGAACAGUAAGACAUACGAUACUCUCCACAGACGUUUAACAGUAGAGGAGGCCACCGCAUCUGUUUCAGAAGGAGGAGGACUUCAGGGCAUUACUAUGAAAGACAGUGAUGAAGAAGAAGGCUGAUAACAUAGCUCUGGAGAAGGAAGCGGGACCGCGAUUGACAUUGUGAGGGUUUUUUUUUUGUUUUGGUUUUGGUUUUGUACCUUGUCUUUGUAAUUAUGUUUAUUGUUUCAAAUAAAAAUGCUUGUAUUUCUUUUUGAUUUCUUUAAAAAGUAAACAUGAAAAUAGAGUUAAAGGGGAAAAUGUCAAGUUUUUUGUUGUUUUGGUUUUUUUUUUUUUUUUUUUUUAGACGAAGAUCAUCCUCUUUUGUAUUGCUUGGCAUAAAAAUGAACUUCAGUUCUGUUUGUGAUUGGAACCUGACUUUAAAAAAAAAAAAGAUUUGACCUUUCUUUGUAAUCACAUCAAUAUAAUGUUCUGUAUGUACAAUGAGAUACAUGUUUCUCAUAAUACAACAUUGUGAAAAGCCACUUCUGAUCACUGCACCAACUCUAUCGUACCCUUGUUUAAAUGGUGUGUACAUUACAGAUUACAACUUAUGUGCAAGACUUGUUUUGUACUUAAUUUACCAUUGCUGUGAUGUGUGUUAAAACUUUAAUCUUGGUUCUUACUACUCCAAAUUGGACUGCAGGUGUAUUCCUGGGCUGAAACGACUGCCAAACCCAAAUAUAGACUAGAUUAUCCAGUGGGUUUAUGUCUUCUUGAACUUUUCUUCUUUCAAGUAUAAGAAACCCCAAGGUGUGUGGUGGUAGCAAGUGUGCUCCCACCAAUAUACCAUAUUCUCCUAUUCCUAGGUAUAACAGCUUGCAGGCAAUAAAAAUCCAUUUGGUCGUAUCCACUUCUGUAUUUAUUAGACUUGUAUAGAGUAAAUACAGUAAAAGAUGUUUGCAGUGUUUCAAACAUCCCAACUACCUGGCUCUGUGUUUUUGUUUCUUGCUUUUUUGUCUUGUAACAUUUUUUUCAACUAAAUGAGUAAAAGAUAUUAACACAGUGCUUUGUACCUAGUAGGCACACACAUCUAUUAAAAUAAUUAAUUACAAUGGCAGCAUAUUUCUGUAGUAAAAUAAAUUAUACUUCAUACUCAUAUAUUGCAUAUUAUUAGUUAAGUUAGAACUUAAUGUUAACUAACAAUAAUAUCAACAAUACAAAUAAUGUUAACCAGCAAAGUAUUUUCUUGCUAGACUUUGACAGAAAAUUGUACUAUGUUUUGUAAUUUCCCAGUGAAUUACUUUUGCAAUUUUUCCUAAAAUUUACUGGUACAUUCACAAGUAAUUUUUAAAUGAAAUCAGUUAAUGCAAAAUAAGUGGAGGUAUCCCUGAAUUUAUGAAAACUUUUGUUCCAGAACUUUAGAAGUGAAACAACUUGAACCCCCAAAUUUGUUCUCUCAUGGAGUUAUAAAUGGUCACUAGAUUCCCAGGCUAGCUCACACACACAAAAAGAUCUAUAUAAUCCAUCGUUAUUAUAUAGUAUUGUUUUGGCUCAUUUUCUGCAUCAAAAGGAUAAGAAGAUAAACAUAAAAGAAAGAAAUUUCUUCCUUUUUCUGAAUUACAGACUCUACUGACUCUAUUUUUGAAAGGCAGGUUGCCUUGGAAUGCUCUUUCUCCCUUUCUUCUCCAUCCUCGCAGCCAGUACCCACCCCUUCCUUCCAGCCCUUGAGUGUCCAGGUGUGCUACCCUAAACUCUGGCGUCCCCAAUGGCUCACUCGCCAAGCUUGCCACUCCACCACAGAGGACUCUAUGCUUGGAAAUUACCUACCCUUCUUUUCCUUCUAGUGAAAUGUCCAUUUACUUGAUACA
Molecule: messenger RNA, 6057 nt
Organism: Carlito syrichta (Philippine tarsier)
Lineage: Eukaryota; Metazoa; Chordata; Mammalia; Primates; Tarsiidae
Gene: CADPS2
Product: calcium dependent secretion activator 2
Exons: 30
Coding region: 425-4327 (1300 amino acids)
Biological process (GO): dense core granule exocytosis; positive regulation of exocytosis; synaptic vesicle exocytosis
Cellular component (GO): glutamatergic synapse
Source: RefSeq, a predicted model, not a curated record